GAAGGUCAAAUAGUGAAACGUCAAGCUCUAUGGUCAAGGUAAUGUCAACAUCAUGCAUAAAUAAUGGAUACUUAACAAAAUAAUAUAUUCAACCCUUACAAACAACCCCAGCUUUUUAAAUUCUGAUAAAAUGGACGAAUUCAAGCAGAAAAUACUGAGUUUAAUUAAUAAACAGGGACCCAAAAUUCCUUCCAUGGGUUUUGACGACAUUUAUCAGUUCCCACCAGUCCAGGAAUUAUCAAUCAACAGUAAAACUGUAUUGGAAUCUGACAGACCUGCAGACCAAGACAUACUAGAAAGUAUUGAAGACUCCUAUUUUUCUGUUGACGAAAAUUACGAUAUAUGCAGAUACGUAUUAAGUAAAUUACCAGAAAUAUUAGAUUGUGAAGAGAUCCAAAGAGAUUUUAAAAAUCUUAAGCAGCAACAUCAAGUUGUCAGCAAAAAGGUGUUACAAUUGAUAUUGGAACAUCAAACAGCAUGUAAUGAGGAAUUUGAAAGGAUUCUGGAAAUAAUUGAUAAAGUUAAAGAUGCUCUAGUGUUGUGUACCCAAAGCAGAAAUGAACUCAACGUUGCAGAGAAACAGUUGAGUUUCAGUUUGAGUAUUUUAGAAAAUUAUAGAAAAAGGAAGAUUGUACAAAACUUAUUGCAUAAUUUAAAAACCAUUAAAACAUUGUACCAGACGGAUCACAGGUUGCAGGAGCUUCUGGACGAGGAAAAUUAUGCAGGGGCCAUUGAAUUACUUCAGGAAUGUCAGGCAGCAGCAAACACUUAUAGACAUUUCACUUGUGUUGCUGCCUUGACUAAUAAAUUGCAAGAAACUUUGGAAGAGACUGAAGAGAAGUUAGAUCAAGUAUUGGCUCAGAUGUGUUACUAUUUUGAUAGUAUUCGCUAUAGUAAGCUGCAGGAUGCAUUUAAGUUGUUGGGAAAGACCCAAAUUGCGAUGGACCACCUUCACAUGCACUAUACAAGUGCUAUUUACAACACUGCACUCAAUAUUGUAAGAGUAUACGUAGAUUGUGCGGAAUUUUUGGACCACAGUGAUCAUUCUGGCAAAAAACCUUUUGACAAACUUUGUCUAUCCAUUAAUCAUGAAACUUUUAUUCCUUGUUUGGUAGACUUGUGCAAGUCUUUGUUUAAAAUUGUUCUGAGUUAUCACCAGUUGACAAUGUGGCAUAAUAACAAGGAAAGUGAGCCUGUUUCGCCUAUUGGUACAAACAGUAUCGAUUUUGAAGAGAAUUUCAAUCGACAGUACAUUAAACAGAAAUUAGAAAGUGGUCUUUUGAAAAUAUGGCACGAUGUUCAAAGUAAAAUUUCUGUAGUUCUGUUAAACAGUAAUCUGGCUUCUUAUAAGUUUGACCAGUUUGUCCAGGUGUUAAGUGUUGUGCACAGAUUGAUUGAAGUGGGUGAAGAGUUUUGUGGAAAUAAAUCUGAAGAAUUGCAAGAAUCGAUAAGGAAACAAAGUGCAAAUUAUUUUCGAAAUUAUCACUCUCAUAGGCUCGAGGAGUUGAAGAUCUUUUUAGAGAAUGAAAGCUGGGAAAUCUGCCCAGUCAAACCCACGUUUGAAAUCUUGCAGUUACAGGAGUUUAAAUCACUCAGAUCAGUUCUGAAGAAUUUCAAAGCUAGGCCCCAAAUUGUACAAAGCGUUCCCUAUUCCAAUUCUCCUGAUUGCAAUUCGUCUAAUCAUUCCCAAGACGGUAGCAGCAUUGUAGGUAAUUUCUUUUUGCGAUAUGCUCAACACGGGACUCCUUUCGAUUUAAGCCUGGACGAGACUAUAACUGAAGAAGAUAUUUUAGCUUCCGUGGGCGACGAGGCUUCUGGUUAUUUUUCAGAAGAAAGUGAAGAAGAGGAGUCUGAAGAAUUGAGAAAAGAUUUUGUAGAGGAUUUUGUUGAUGAAACAGCACCCAAGAUUCCUCAAAAAGAUAAGAGGGAAAAGCACAGUGUAAAAGCCCCUAUACUAACCAAUACGACCUUAACAGUCCUAAGACAGAUGGGAAAGUAUUUACAAAUGUCCAGACUUCUGAGGCCCAUAGCUUUCGACAUAAUAAUGUGCAUGACACAAUUGUUUGACUUCUACUUGUACACUGUACAUUCGUUUUUCGCCUCUGACUUGACUGUGUCUGGUACAUCUCUGUAUUCGAUCAAGUUCAGUGCGACUUUGAAAAGAAUCUCCGAUGACUUGGUUACCGACGAAACGAAUCAUCAAAAUGGUAAAGUUUUGAAGCCGAUUUUGUCUUCGAUUGUGAAUUUGUCGAAUCCGGAAGACCUGAAUGGAUUAGCGGAGAGAAUUUGUGCCGUUGAAAGUGUCGUAUUUUUGGCGAAACAGUACGAGUUUUUGCAGAACUAUAUGGAAUACCUGAUACCCACAAGUAAAAAGGCCUCUUUGCAACAUUUUUUUAGCCAGACGGUGUGUUACGUUACGGAUUUAAGACGCCCUGUAUACAUGUGCGUUGCUGCUAGAGCAUUUGAUUUACGACAAAUUUUAACCACAAUGUCAAAGGUCAAUUGGGAGGUUAAAGAUGUUAUGUCCCAGCACAAUGGAUAUAUAGACGUUUUGCUAAGGGAAGUACAGAUUUUUACUCUACGUCUUGAACAAAUUAGCGUUAAGGUUCCUAUAACAAACGAAGUCCAAAAAUCUCUUUGGGAAAAUAUCGCACAUAUUAUUACGCACACAUUGGUCCAGGGAUUUUCAGAUGCUAAAAAGUGUUCUAAUGGGGGUCGAGCGCUCAUGCAAUUAGAUUUUACGCAAUUUUUGUCAAAAUUCGAAAAGAUUUCCAAUUUGCGUCCUGUUCCUCAUAAAGAAUACGUUGAAAAUUAUGUUAAAGCCUACUAUUUACCAGAGGACGAGUUAGAAAGGUGGAUACGAGAACACAACGAAUACUCCACUAAACAUCUUUUCGGCCUAGUAAGCUGUGCGUAUCAAAAUAAUAAACGCGUCAAACAACGCCUUUAUCAAGUCAUCGAGGACUUGGACAAAACUGUUCAAAGAUAGCAGUUUCUUUUGUACUGUGAUUAAUUCUUUUUCCUUUUGUUUAUAAUUACUAUUGUUAGAUGACAGUUUUUAUAAACAGUUGAAGAAGG
Messenger RNA from Agrilus planipennis (emerald ash borer), 3078 nucleotides. It is a transcript of the gene Vps50, whose product is annotated as syndetin. Gene Ontology annotation, cellular component: EARP complex. Gene Ontology annotation, biological process: retrograde transport, endosome to Golgi; endocytic recycling. The transcript is spliced from 16 exons. Bases 131 to 2989 code for a protein of 952 amino acids. Gene Ontology annotation, molecular function: SNARE binding. The record is from RefSeq and is a predicted model, not a curated record. NCBI's taxonomy places the organism in Eukaryota, Metazoa, Arthropoda, Insecta, Coleoptera, Buprestidae.